Molecule: messenger RNA, 4718 nt
Organism: Rhincodon typus (whale shark)
Lineage: Eukaryota; Metazoa; Chordata; Chondrichthyes; Orectolobiformes; Rhincodontidae
Product: SH2B adapter protein 3
Exons: 7
Coding region: 1-1011 (336 amino acids)
Biological process (GO): intracellular signal transduction
Cellular component (GO): plasma membrane
Molecular function (GO): transmembrane receptor protein tyrosine kinase adaptor activity
Source: RefSeq, a predicted model, not a curated record
AUGGGUUUCCCAUUAUUGAGCAGAGAGCAAUUUCCGUGCUCAAAACCGAAGCACAGUACUCCUUGCUCUGCAAUUACAGAGAUAAGGAAGUGUACUCAGCUCGAGACGCCAGACAACAUAAACACUUUUGUACUCAAGGUCAACAGCUUCUUAGAAGUUAUUUUUGAAACUUUCAAUGAUCAACAGUUGAAUUUGUGGACAACAGAUAUUAGAGAAUGUAUAAACGCAUGGUCUGAUGGAGCUGAUGUGGAACUGCUUGCUGCCCCCCACUCUAACAGCAUACAGACAGUCUCUGUUGAUGGAAGCACAGAUUCUGCACACCAAGGAGCUGCCCAUCAUUGCUCGACAGAACAGCCCUACCAAAAGACGGACCGGCUGUUCUCAUCCUAUGCCUGGUUUCAUGGUCCGAUCUCUAGAUUUAAAGCAGCGCAGCUGGUACAGAUUCCAGGAACUGAGGGUCAUGGGGUCUUUCUUGUACGUCAGAGUGAAACCCAGCGAGGAGAGUAUGUCCUCACAUUCAACUAUCAAGGGAGAGCCAAGCAUCUCCGACUGCUCGUGACAGAAAGAGGGCAAUGCCUAGUCCAACACUUUUGUUUCCAGUCUGUCACAGAAAUGCUGAAUUAUUUUGGAAGGUUUGCAAUACCGUUGGAAUGUGGCACAACCUGUGAAGUCAAACUGUCAAGCUAUGUCGUGGCGUUUCCUCACCAGCAAGGAUCUCAUUCUCCAAUCAAUGCGUCAGUGUUGCCAUUUUCCGUUCACCGCUGGAAUUCUGAACCCAGUCUUGCUCACUUGGGUCCUUCCAGCUGCAAUGCAUCAGAGCCUCUUCUUUCCCGGCCAGCUCCAGAACAGGUAUUCCACAUGGUGCCCCCUGCUGAGGAAUCUCUUCCGGCUCUGCGGCGAAGUGGCUCAGUGGUUGUGCCGAUAAGGCACCAACGAGACUCAGACUAUGAAAUGGAAUCGGCUGCCAGAGGUCAUUCACGGGCCAUUGACAAUCAGUAUAUGUUUCUUUGAUUCUGUGGCCAAAGACAAGUUGGUAUACACUUGUGAAAGUGUGCCAUUAUUAGUUUUUCAACACUGAAACAUUUUCAGGUUUGCUUCAAAAACUGAAUGUAUUUCUGUUUCAGGGAGGCAGACGUAAGAAACCUUCAGGGCAAAUACGUGUUUGCUCUGAAAUGGGCCUCUUCUACAAUUAGGCCUGUUGAAGGGUCUGUUUACAAUAUUAUUAAGUUGUAUAGCUUUGUUUUGAAUUUGUCUUUAAAAAUUAGAUAUCUUGGAUUAUUAAUUGAAAAUAUAGAAAAUACAUUGUCCUUUAGUUUAAUUUUGCUUAUGUAAAAAUUGUAUAUGAAUUGAAUAUAAUUUUAAGCAUAUUUCUUUAUAUAUCUGUGUAUUUCCUGUAACCUUUCUAAAAUUAUUCUAUGAAAUACUUUAACUUAAUUGCUUAAUGACAGUAAUAUGCGAUAAAUGAAAAUACAGUUAUUGGGCUUGUUGCGUUUAAAAAUAAUUCUACAACUGUUUUGCUGUGUUUACAAGUCUCAGUUAAAGUAGAUUUCUUUAACUAGGAUAUACUCAUUCUUUGUGCUUUUCAUUUAAAGCUUAACUGACAGUUGUUAUGUACUUUAGUAAAUUGAGUACUCAAGUUAGAUUGUGAACACUAAGGUGAUCUAAUUUUGGUGAUUUUUUUUGUUUUGAAAAUUACAGGAUACAACCUGAUGUCUUAUUUUCCAUUAUGAUAGCAGCAGAGAAUUUCCCAUUAUGGGAUUAGGUACAUAGUUUCAGAUAGAAUUAUAUGAGCAAAUCUCCUGCAUUGCUGCUACUAGUAGGUUUCAUUAAGGCAGGAAUAUCAUGCCUAUAAAAUAGAAUGCAGGUACAAGUCUUUCUAAGGGAAGAAAUCUGAAAAAUGGUGGAUUUACAUGCAGGAUAGGUUGCAGACAGGAAAUCUGGCUUGCUGAAACAAAAACUGAGGAGGCUAAAAAUAUUCAACAAGUCUGGCUAUGGAGGGAGGAACAGUUAAUAUUUUCAAUCGGAAAAAUGACUGUCUUUGCAUUUUGUAAUCAAGUUAAUUAAGAAUUUGUAAACCGUGAGGAACUGAUAAUUGUUUGGGAAAGAUCAUUGGCCAUUUGUUAAGAGCUGCACACAGGCACUUGAAAAGUGUUUCCUUAAAUGUAGGAAUCGCUGUUUGAAAUUGUUUAUAAUUUCCCUACAUUUGCCCCAAUCUUAGAUCUUUUCCGUUGCCUUAAAUUAUAUCUGUUGCUUAUAGUUGCUGUUUGUGGUCUAGUGAAGGUCUUGAGAAAGUGCAAAACCAGGAUGGGAGCUAAUCAUCAUGGGAAGGAUGGUCCAAUCACAUUUGGUUAGCAUAGCGUUGCCUAGUAAACUUUGAGGGCACAAUAAAGUUACUUAAGCUUUAAGUGGUACAUGAAAUAUGUGGUUAACUAUCAUAUAUAUCACUUUGUUGACAAUUAUAUAUAUUUCUAGGUCAUCCAAUAAAGAAAACUGGUCUAAGUCUUAAGUACCCGAUGAUCCAUCUGCCAAAAUCAAUUAACUUACCAUUACCUCCGAAAGGCACAGCAAUGACAUCUUAUAGACUUAAAGGGACAUAGAAAGUUACACACCAUUGUACUUCAGCAGAAUGAUGCACUGUGUAUUGGAUGGCUAAUUUUUUUGACUUUUUAAAACAAUGUUCUUUUGAUCUACCUUUUACAGUACCAUAUUAAUAUGAAACUGUUAGUAAAUUUUAAAGUGUAAGCAGUUCAUCAGUUACAAUGUUACAAUUUGGAAAACAGCAUAACCCAACAAUCUUGCUUAAUCUUAUCAGCAGAGUGUUCAUUCAGUUAAUAAGAAUAAGUGUAUUUCUCCAGCUAGUGCUUUUUUUGUAAAAAUUUAAUUAUGCUAUUAGUUUUUUUGAGUCAGUCAAAAGUCCUGCUUGGACAUAUGACAAUGCAUGUUGGCUGCCUGUGCUCAGUAUAGAAUUUUGCAGGUAGUUGGAGACCACUGGAUAAAAAUAGGAAAGAACUCGGGGAUGUUUAACAGCUAAAAACAUUACCAACCAUAAAACUGUAUUUUAUAGAGUCAGCAUGGAAACAGACGUUUCAAUCCAAUGUGUCCAUGCUGACCAGAUUUCUCAAACUAAACUAGAAACACUUGCCUGUGUUUGGCCCAUAUGCCUCCAAACCUUUCCUAUUCAUGUACCUAUCCAAAUGUCUUUUAAAUGUUGUAAUUGUACUUGCAUCCACUACUGCCUCUGGCAGUUUAUUCCAUGUACGGCCCACACUCUAUGUGGAAAAAGUUGCCCUUCAGAUCCCUUUUAAAUCUUUAUCCUCUCACCUUAAAAAUAUACCCCCUAAGUUUUGAACUCCCUCCACCCUGGAGAAAAGACCCUUGCUAUUCACCUUACCUGUGCCUCUCAUGAUUUUAUAAACCUCUACAAGGUCACUCCUCAAACUCCAAUGCUCCAGUGAAAGAAAUCCCAGCCUAUUCAGCCUCUCCAUAUAACUCGACCCCUCUAGUCCUGGCAACAUCCUGGUAAAUCUUUUCUGAAUCCUGUCCAAUGUAAUAAUUGCUAUAGGAAGGAUGAGUGACCAGAACCAUACACAGUGCUCAAAAAGUGGUCUCACCAAUGUCCUGUACAAUGUGACAUCCUAACUCACCUGUGAUGCAACUUACAAAGAACUAUGUACCUGAACCCCGAAGUCUCUUUGUUCGACAACACUACCCAGUCUUUCUCAUAGGAUCAUGUUUUGCCAUUGACGUAAGCCUUGGCAAUAUGAAGUAGCUCAUGGGGUUGAGAAUAAAGGAAAAGAUUUGUUUCAUAAUUUAUAUAAAUUUCCAUGACAGUUCAGUCACUGCCUGGAGGAAUGACACCACACUCUGCAGAUCAAGAGGUCAAUUAGCUCUUUUUAACAAUUUCCACAACAAAAAAUGUAAUUAUCCUACUAAUUACUUAUGUAGUGUGUUUCAUGACUACUUAAAGUGAAAAUACAUCAAUUUCAUGAAAAUCAUGUGAAAGUUAAAAGUGAGAUAUUGUUUUUGUGAAGCUAACAGCAGAAUUUCUCAAACUUCCCAGCAAUGUGAGAUUUACAGUUCACAAAUUGACAAUUUAAUCUUUGGCCAGUUAAGAUGAUUUUAAAAAAAAAUUUUGCUAAUAUUCUCAGCAAUGUAGUAACUCCUUGGCGUAUUGUUCCAGGGAAAUUAGUCCCUCCAAUAUAUCAUACAGUCAUUGGCUCUCAUUUGGCUACACUGGUGAUGAUGAGCUACUUUAUAUUGACAAGGCAUACGUCAAUGGCAAAACAUGACUCUGUUAGAAAGAAGCAAGUUUCAGCAAGUUUGCAGGCACCAAGCAGUUUUAUUAGUUUAUUUACUUUGCUUAUCUUCAAUAAGUAACUUUUGGCAAACGUACUUUUGCAUUGAACUCUGCAUAGCAAUGACUUUGAUAAUAGGCUAAUAGAACACUAUUUCUUUUUGUAAAUUUGUCUUGCAUUUAUAUGAAAUAUGCCUUUAUUUCUGGAGCUCCUGCUGAUCGUCUACAUUUCCAACCAUUGCACAAAAUUAGCUUUUUAAAUUGAAUUACAAUGGCACUGUAGCUUUGGUUUCCUGUGGAUAGAAGUGUGGCUUUGAAAUUCAGUAACGAAAAUAUGUAAUAAUUUUUAAAUGUUAGAGUGCAUAGAGAAAGGAAGUUUGAGAGAAUUUUAAUAGUUAAACAAUAAAUUCAUUGAAAUUAUAAA